Molecule: messenger RNA, 3180 nt
Organism: Cladophialophora immunda
Lineage: Eukaryota; Fungi; Ascomycota; Eurotiomycetes; Chaetothyriales; Herpotrichiellaceae
Exons: 2
Coding region: 1-3090 (1029 amino acids)
Molecular function (GO): protein binding
Source: RefSeq, a predicted model, not a curated record
AUGGCUCUGACUCUGCGCCAGAGAGCUGCUUCCGAUCCAACAGAGUCGCUGAAGCAGGCGUUGAAGACCUUUGAAACUGUCCUCAGCGAUGACCGAAGGCAGCUUUAUCAACAGGCUUGUGCCAAACCGGACGUGACAAGCGUGGUCGCCUUCGUGACUCGACUCGACGAGGACAACAGCGGUCGAGCGAGGCGAUGUUUCGCGCCUCGACUUUUGACCUUCCUCAAUGCCACCCGUCAGUUCAGCGAUGCGGUCGACACAUUCGUCUCCUCCCAUCCCCAGCUCGCUGCGCUGGUCUGGGGCGGCGUCAAAACCGCCAUUUUGGUUGCAAGCAACGUCGCGUCAUAUUUUGAGAAGAUUACUGGCUUGAUCAUGCACAUUGGCCGCUUCUGCCCUGUCUACGAUGAUUUUGGCUCGCUGUAUCCAGGUGCAGCGGGCUUGCAGGCAGCCCUUUGCGGAUUCUACGCGACUAUCAUCGAACUCUGCACGAAAAUUAUUCUAGGCUCUCAGAAGACCUUGUGGCAACAGUUUCUAUCACCCAUUGCCAACCCAUUUGAAUCCGAGUUCAGGCCGUUCCUUGACCGCCUGGAACAGGACCGCAGAGAGGUGGAACUGCAGAUCCAGCUGGCCUCUCAACAGGCGGAUCGAGAGACAGCCAGACUCUUAGAAUUGGACCGACGAAGGAGUUCGCUAAACUGGAAAUCCGCAUUUAAGUAUCAUAAAGAAGGAAGGGAAGAGCGAGACCGAGCAGCGCUGUGGCGUGAGCGACAAAAGGCACGAGAGGAAGUCAAGACCAGGUCUUCCAUACGAAGUAAUCUGUCACCGAUCGAUCACGACAAAGCAUGGAAGCAAGCUUUACGACAACGCGUCUCCAGUACGGCCGAGUGGUUUGCGACAGAGCCUGACUUCGUGCGCUGGAAACGCGCGCAGCGAACCUCGAUUUUUUGGUGCAUAGGCAACCUUGGAACAGGCAAGUCAAUUCUUGUCUCCAAUAUCAUUGCACACUUCUCAACGAACUCCACGCCAUCAACAGUUGUGGCGCAUUUCUUCUGUCGCUUUGAUGAUGCACAAACCACCAAAGCCAGGAAUAUCCUGGGCAGUGUCUCCUGCCAGAUACUUAGCACCUAUAUCGAAUCCACCAAGGGUGACUCUUUGGAUACCCUACUCGCUGAGACGUGCGAUUUGGACCUAGACGGCGUUACAAAGUUUCUCGCUACCCGGCUCAACCCAGACAAAACCUACUACAUUGUCCUAGAUGGAUUAGAUGAAUGCGAGCCUUUUGAGAGAGAAAGCCUCGUAAGAGCGAUUGCGGAACUGAUUGAGGAGCCUCGAACUACACUCAAGAUACUUUGUGCUGCACGACCAGACACCGAAAAUGAGAUAGCAAGAUUUCUUCCCUCCAACUUCAGACUAACAUUGACCUCGGAGAAAACGGACUGCGACAUCGUCAAAUACAUCGAUGCAGCCCUUGAUGAACAACUAGAAGCUGGUCGGCUUAAGCUAGGCGACCCUGCACUGAUUGUGACCAUAGCAGAAGCUCUGCAGAAAGGGUCACGAGGAAUGUUCCUUUGGACUCGAUUGAUGAUUGAUGAGAUUUGCGAACAAACAAAUGACAACGCUAUCAGGCGUGCCCUUGAGGAUCUUCCACUACAGCUUUCAGACAUCUUUGACCGGAAGCUUUCCCGUAUCGCUCAAUCAACUCGCUCUAAACUCUGUACCAAGCUGCUUCAAUUCUGUGGUGUGACAAAAAGACCGUUGAAUCUGGAAGAGUUUCGGGAACUUCUCGGUAUCGAGGUUGGCCAAGUAACUUUGGACAGGGGCAAUCUUCCCAACGAUAUCGCGGGCGUUGUCGCCAGUUGUCACGGAUUGGUCUACGCCGAUGAGGAGCAUUUCACAGUCCAUUAUGUCCACUACAGUGUGGAACAACACCUUUUUGAAUCUCCAAAUCCACGAUCUGCCGACUUCGAUCGCGCCGCCAUUGAUACACAUGUCGGGGUCUUGUGUAUGACAUAUCUCAACUUCAAAGAACUCAGCGCCCAGGUGGACAAGGUUGGAAAGUCGAUUCCCAUUGACCCGGUUUUGAUGGGACGGAUUGCAUUCGACGCAAAGUCAGACCUCACCAGCCGACUUGCACAGCAGAUCCUCAGCAGAAACAAAGCGCUGUCAUCUAUGAGUUCGAAAGAUCUAAAACGGGGCAUUCAAGGCAUCGUCGGCACAAGGGAACCAUCUAAGGGGCAACAACAUUUCCAUCUCCUUCCAUAUGCUAAACAAAACUGGAUCCAUCAUUUCCGGCACCUGGAACGAUUCGAGAGAAAGGAGGAUGAGAAACUUUUCUUCAAGUGUGUCACUGGGGAUGUUCGUGAGGCUAACCGCCCAUGGCAAACGGACCCGGAUGAGAGGACAGACUCAAAAUUGGUGUCCCUGUGGGAAGAUAUUGGCCCGCUCUUCUUAUGGGCGACGUCCCAGAGUCAUGUGGCGCUAGUAUCGACAGCGAUCGAUCGAUACCCGCACGCAUUCUGGCGUAAAGUGGAAUUCGCGAGCGAUGAACGUUCGAAGGCGGCUCUGGAAAUCAUCGCCAACAACCCCCUCCUAUUCGACCCCAAGACUUUAGGUUACGCACUCAUGGUGGUCAUAGAUAAGGGUCUCACGGAGCUCAUAGAGCCGUACCUCAAUACAAACCUCGAUAUCCAGUACCUCAAGACAAACCUCGAUAUUCAGUCCCUCCGGACACCGGGCCAUGGAGCAUAUCCAAUAGGUCCCUUGGAACUCGCAGCUACCAAAGGCUCAAUCGAAACAGUCAACCUUCUCCUUGCCCAUGACAAAGAAUUGGUUUUGGGUCCAAUAAGUUGUCCAUUAGGCGAAGAUGCACUCACGACAGCAGCCAGGUGGGGCCACAAGGAGGUGGUCCAGAGGCUUCUACAAGCAUAUGUCGACCUUGAAACCGUCCCUGAUCAGCCCACAGCUCUUUCUGCAGUCUAUGCAGCCAGAAACAAUGGAUUCACGGAGAUCAUGGAACUGCUCUUGGGGAAACCGCGCGACACCGAAGUCACUCGGUACAUCAGGGACGUCUGUGUCUCGGACAUAACAUAACAACUGUCGCCAUGAGCCAGCGAAGCAAGGCACGGAAAAAAGGAGAGCUGGACUAGCCCAUGGUCUUCCCGGAGAGGGCGUCGCAUGUAG